Molecule: messenger RNA, 1546 nt
Organism: Linum tenue
Lineage: Eukaryota; Viridiplantae; Streptophyta; Magnoliopsida; Malpighiales; Linaceae
Source: the annotation of a GenBank genome assembly
UAUAUGAUAUCUCUCUCUUCCGCCUUUUCUCUCGUCUCGUCCCUCCAUCACUCUGCGAAGCUGAAUCUCAGCGGACGGAAGUUCUCUGCUUCCAAUGGCGGGUUAGCUGAAGCCGUGACCAAUGACAGCAGAACACCGAGGUUCAAGAACAACAGUAAACAGAAUUCAGAUCUCCGGUCCUGGUCCGACCUUCCUAUUGAGCUGCUGGAAAUGAUAUUCUGUCGGUUGUCUCUUCAAGACAACAUCCGUGCCUCAGUUGCUUGCAAGGGAUGGCACACGGGUGCGGUCUCUGUCAGAGUGGUGAACCAACCUCCAUGGCUCAUGUACUUCCCGAAAUUUGGUAACUUGUAUGAGUUCUACGACCCAUCACAGCGCAAGACCUAUUCACUAGAGCUGUCAGAGCUUUGUGGGUCGAGAGUGUGCUAUACUAAGGACCGAUGGUUGUUGCUCUACAGACCUAGAACACAUCGUGUCUUCUUUUUCAACCCGUUUACUCGGGAGGUCGUCAAACUUCCCAGGUUUGAGUUGACGUUCCAGAUAGUCGCCUUCUCUGGUCCACCAACAACUUCAGGCUGCGUGGUAUUUACAGUGAAGCAUAUCAGUCCUACAGUUGUUGCUAUCAGCACUUGUCACCCCGGGGCAACCGAAUGGGUUACUGUUAAUUACCAGAAUCGGCUGCCUUUUGUUAGUAGUAUAUGGAAUAAGAUAGUUUUCUGUGAUGGAGUCUUUUACUGCUUGAGUCUUACGGGUUGGUUAGGUGUUUUCAACCCGACGGAACGUACUUGGAACGUUCUUGCUGUACCGCCCCCUAAAUGUCCUGAGAACUUCUUUGCUAAGAACUGGUGGAAGGGGAAAUUCAUGACCGAGCAUGAUGGAGAUAUUUUGGUUAUUUAUACUUGUUGCAGUCAGAAUCCGAUUAUAUUUAGGUUGGAUCAAUCAAACAUGGUCUGGGAAGAGAUGAGUACUCUCAAUGGGUUGACAUUGUUUGCAAGUUUCUUGUCAUCUCAUUCUAGAAUUGACCUGCCGGGAAUUAUGAGGAACAGUGUCUAUUUCUCUAAGGUUCGCUUCUUUGGGAAAAGAUGCAUAUCCUAUUCUCUUGAUGAUCAUAGAUACUAUCCUCGGAAGCAGUGUUAUGAUUGGGGUGAACAAGAUCCUUUUGGGAAUAUUUGGAUUGACCCUCCUGAUGACCUCUCGAGUAUCCUCUGAGCAGCACCUGAAGCAGUUUUGGUCAUCUUCAAGUUUAGGAGAACUUAUUAUCCGCAUCAUAGUCAACCGCUGGGGAUUUCUGCAGGAAAGAAGCACAAGCAUAUGCAUACUGCGGUCGUUGUGAUGUGAUCGAAGGGAAAUAUUAGGAAGUUGUUUUGCCUGCUGAGAACUGGCAGUUGGUCCCUAAGAGAAAGUUGUUUAAUUUAAUCCCUCUUUUGAUCCCCUUGAUUGAAGGAGCAAGGGACACAAAAGUGUAUGUAUUUUUAUAGAAUAGUGUUGUGCAUCGAAUGGAUGUAUGCCUCACAAUUGUAAUGUCCAAACCAACUGCGUUCCAAUAAAG